Messenger RNA from Plectropomus leopardus (leopard coralgrouper), 8484 nucleotides. RefSeq names its product HIVEP zinc finger 2a (gene hivep2a). Gene Ontology annotation, biological process: regulation of transcription by RNA polymerase II. NCBI's taxonomy places the organism in Eukaryota, Metazoa, Chordata, Actinopteri, Perciformes, Serranidae. Gene Ontology annotation, cellular component: nucleus. The record is from RefSeq and is a predicted model, not a curated record. Gene Ontology annotation, molecular function: DNA-binding transcription factor activity, RNA polymerase II-specific; RNA polymerase II cis-regulatory region sequence-specific DNA binding.
CUCUGCCACUCCGUCUCUCUCCUUCUCUCUCUCUCUCCCUCUCCCUCUCCUCUAUGCUGCUAUUCUGGGAAGUGGCGUUUGGAAUAACCCCCGUGUGCGUACGAGUGUGUGUGUGCGUGUGUCUCCUGAUUUCACCCUCACACACGCACACAUACACACUCACAACACAACCAGACGCACACAUUUUACUGUCUGUCUGACUGCAGUAGUGGAGCUCCGGCAGCAGAAAUCCGGUCGGAAAGGAUUCCUUCCAUUUUUACGCGCAACUUUUCCUCCGUCGGCCGCCUCGCCGCGCCGUUUCCACCGCUUUCCUCCUCGACUCUUGUGGAUUUCUAACAACCGGGCUGUUUUCCUAAGCGGACAACCAGCGAGGUGUCAAGCCCGCCCGGAAUCGGAUCCCCUGUCACCGGGGUUGCUUGUUGUCAUUUUCGCACGGAGACGCGCAGCCGGAGCGCAGACAGAAGGGGCUGUGGCCAGUUUGUCGACUUGCUUAACUUGACCAGAGGAAAAACACUUACACAAGGAUGGCCACGUAAGGACACUUUCUGUCGGAACUCCCGCUGAAACCAAACCAACAGGUCUUUUUGUGAGAAAACUGGAUGACUUUUGAAGUUAAAGAAAGAGGAUCUACAAGCACUUUUCCCCAAAGAAAAAUCACUCAAGGAUACUCCUGCCUUUAGAUGGAACUGGACAGAAAAAACUACGCACAGCAACAUUAGCAACAUAGGUGUUUACAAAAUGGCAAAAGGAGAGAAACAUUUCUGAUGUUAUCCACUAAAGCUCCCCUUUUAUUUCCACUUCCUGAUUCCCGUUUACAACCUGGCUUUACAAUCAGUCUGUUUCAGCAAUGGACGGGUACUUCCUGUUUCUGUGAACUUGUUGGCAGCCAUCAAAGGUUCAGCUAUCAUGUCUGGUAGUUUUGGGACCUUGUAACCCUCCAGAACCUACCCUCCCAACUUCCCCACAUCCCCUCCCUCCUCCCUCUUCUAACCCCGAGAGGAGCUUCACCAAAAUGGAGGCUCAUGAAUCAGGUGCCGCUGGGCCGAGAUGCUCAAGUAAGGAACCAGUGAAGGAGAAGGCACCUCUACAACGAAAGUGGGCGUCUGAGCCCUCUGCAACCACCAAACGAAGCACUUUUGCUGACCCAGAGGCAAAACACCGCGAGAGUUUGCCGUGCGGUGCCACUGGGGGAUCAGCACCCCAGCAGAAGUACGCAAUUACAGGGAAUUCUGGGAAGCUGCUAUCUGGACCUUCUGUAGUUGGAGCCAUGGGAGGCCCGCCAUCUCAAGACCCCCAAGGGCCCUUUGCUCAGGGGUUCCCAAGGGGAUACUCCUACCAGCUCGGCCAGCCGUACCCUCAGCACCCCCAAACUGAGCGCUUCCUCUCAGGAGCCAAACCCCAGCCAGGUCUAGAGCCUCACGCCUGGCCUUUUGCUGGCCAGUUGCCCUCGGAUGACCUUUACCCUGUAGGACACCCAGGACAUACACAUCCUCACGGGGCUGGAGCAGGGAGGUUUCCCCGCCAGAAAUCUCCCAGUUUACCCAGCUCAUUUGGACAGUAUUCUCAGUCCGGCCCCGAGCCUGGAGAGGAGGGCUACAGCAAAAAAGAGCAGAAGCCGAAAAAGCCUGGUAAGUACAUCUGCCACUACUGUGGUCGAGCUUGCGCCAAGCCCAGCGUCUUGAAGAAGCACAUCCGCUCACAUACUGGAGAGAGGCCAUAUCCUUGUGUACCCUGUGGGUUUUCCUUCAAAACCAAGAGCAACCUUUACAAGCAUCGCAAGUCCCAUGCUCAUGCCAUCAAGGCUGGACUCGUACCAUUUUCAGAGCUAGCUGUGGCUCGUAGCGGGGACAUGGACCAGGCAUCCCCAGUGGGUGAGGCCGAGGUCCAUUCAGAUGGAGAGCAGAGUACUGACACAGACGAGGAAGGUGUGGAGGGCUCAACCAUGCUGACGGACAAAGACAGCCCCAUCCCCCAGAUCCCCUUUGAAGCUGACAAGAAUACAGGUGGUGUGGAACCAGCAUAUGCAGACUCAGCUGAAGAGCUGCUUGUGGGAUCUAUGAAAGUGCCUAUCCUUAUUGUUCCAAAACCUGGAGGAGUCCCCUCCACAGGGUUGGAGUGCCCACCCUUUCAGGAUAUAAAGGGGUCACACCACAUGUUGGCAUCACACGCUGGCGGGAGGGCGCAUUCACUGGAUGACUCCCCCACCAUCAAACAACGUUUGGCCCUGAGGCUGAAUGAGAAAAAAGGACAGGACUCUGACUCUGCCAUGUCCCAGUCCCUGAACCUCCUCAGUCCUCACAGCAAAGGCAGCACAGACUCUGGCUACUUUUCACGCUCCGAGAGUGCGGAGCAGCAGAUCAGCCCUCCAAAUACUAAUGUCAAGACGUACGAAGAGAUAAUGUUUGGUCGGACUUGGUACUACCGGCCCUCACGAUCCAGACAGUCUAUCACAGUGGGCAUGGCAGAGGCAGACCCCAGCCUGGCUGGUUUAAAGCAAACAGGUGGUAUUCUGGACAUGGGGAAGAUAGCUGAGGAUCAUAUCUGUUUCAGAGGGGAUGUAGGAGUUUCAGGAGAUCCCAAGCAGUAUCCAACAGGACCCUGUCAAAGCAGUACGGGACUUCUGGAGCCUCCAUCAGAUUCUGGACAUCUUAUCAGGAGUAACUCUAUGCCAACUUCCUCCCCUCCAAACCUUAGUGUACCCCCUAGUGGGAUUAGAGGCAGCCACUCCUUCGAUGAGAUGAUGACAUCGGAUGAUGUGUUUUACCCACCGGGGCGCAGACUCAGAAGACAGGCUGCGUUUGAACAUUCAGCCAACGAAGCCCAUGUAGGAGAGGCUGAGGGCUGUGGACACAUGCCCAAGAAUUUAGCUUCAUCUCUGGGUAUGAAAAUUGGUGAGCGUAGCUCAGGAGUCCCAGAGCACAUUGCCUACAGCCUAUAUGGUACUAAAGUUAGCAUGUCAGAAAUAGCCACAAGAAAAAGGCGGAAAGAGAAGAGUGUUGGGGAUGAAGAGGACAGCCCUGGGCACGGCGACAGUAGCUGCAGUGGUUCAGUAGAGAUGAUAGGGGACUACGAGUUUAAACAAAGUAGUCUUGAUGGGUCGAGAGCGACUCCAACAGGGAAGGGCUCUCUUCACAGUGCUCAUAGCCAGUCCGACAGCUUUGAUACCUGUGCCAGCAUGUGCUCGGAGGACAUUGCUCUAUUUCCUGAUUCCGAGGGCAGAAAGGCAGCUGGGAAUGUCAUAUCAGUCAUCCAGCACACUAACUCCCUCAGCCGGCCAAAUUCGUUUGAGAAGUCAGAGUCCUUUGAGCAGCCAGGGUAUCAGCCUUCAGAUAAAGCUCCAUCUAACCAGUACUCUGAACAGUCCGACAGCGAGAUCUUUGAAGAUGCUCUUAGCCCUGAAUCUGCCCUGCUGAGGACAGAGAGCAUGGAGCAGCAGCUUCAAAGUGACAGUGACCUGGCCUCCCUUUCAUCUUCAUCAGCCGCAGCCUCACCUGGCCAGCCUUAUCACAUCCCACACAAGCUAGUCCGACAACCCAACAUCCAAGUUCCUGAGAUCAGGGUGACGGAGGAGCCGGACAAGCCUGAGAAAGAUACAGACGCUCCAAUGUCCAAGGAACCAGAGAAGCAGCUGCAGCAUGUGGAGGAGUUCCAGCUGCCACAGAGGAGUGACACACUCGCUCAGAUGCCAUCGGAAAAACUCCCACCCAAGAAGAAGAGGCUGCGCCUGGCAGAUAUGGAGCACUCGUCAGGGGAAUCAAGUUUUGAGUCAACCUGCACCAGCCUUUCUCGCAGCCCCAGUCAGGAGAGCAACCUGUCCCACUCUUCUUCCUUCUCCAUGUCCUUUGACAGAGAUGAAGGCCUCAAGUCUGUCUCACCCACUAAACAGGAUGACUCGUCGGCAUCUGGCGGGGGACCUAAGCAGUCGGAGUUCCUGACAGUGCCUGGCAGUGGUCAUUCCAGCCACCACCAGCAGAGAGAGAUGAGGAGGUCUUCAUCAGAGCAGGCACCUUGCACGCUGCCCACAGAGUUGCCUGAAAUGCGCAGCAAAUCCUUUGACUAUGGAAGCUUGUCCUCCUCCAGACAGGGAGAAAUAUAUUCCAGUGCCUCUGCAAUGAAGGAACGCCGGCGUGGAUAUCUUGUUCGACAGGCUUCACUGAGUGUUUAUCCAGAGGCAGUCGUCCAGGAACCAGGGGGCGCUGAGAUGUCAAUCAAACAGGAGAGUCUGGAACAUGGGGCAUGGCCUGGCCCAACAGGAUCCCCCCACAGCAGCAGCGAUGUAGCCAGCAGAACCAAGAGAGUUGGCAGUAGCACUGGUGGUGUAGGAUCUCACCAACACCACCAGCACCACCAGCAUCUCCUCCAGCAGAGUAUCAGUGAGGACAGCCUGCAGGACGAACCUCUCUAUGGCAGGUCUCAUCAGCACCGCCUGCAGGCCCAGGGCUCUUCAUCUGAGGGAGAAUAUCCAGGUCAUGAGGUCAUGAAUAAGGAUGUAAUCCAGUAUCCGAGUGGUCCUCCCUUCAUUUCCUACCAGCAGCCAGGUCUGUUCUGGAGUCAGGAGGCCAGUCAGACACCGAGACAGCAGCUGACCCUCCAGGCCCAGCAACAACUCCAAAAACUCCACAUUAGAUCACCAGGCUCCAUGCCUGGACACCCACUCCACAAACAACAACCGCUCCACUCCCUGCAGCAAAUCCAUAAUCAGCAGCCACAUGAUGGAAAAUCAGAAAAUCCAAGCUCUCAGAUGUACCCUGCCUCUUUCUCAUCUCGCACCUCUCCCCUUUCCCAGCAACAACAGCAAAACUUUGCUUCUCUCUCCUCCAAGCACUCCUUGCCCAGUUCCACCACUGCCUCCAUGCUCCUGCAGCAGGUCCAACCCGUCUUUGCCACUCAGAACCUGGGCUCCCAAGCCUCUCUGCCAGGUAUGCUGGUUCCUGUGCGGAUCCAGACCCAUGUGCCAUCAUAUGGUAGUGUUAUGUACACCAGUGUUAGCCAGCUUAUAGCUAACCAUGGCAGCGGGCCGCAAGGGUUAGGCUUAGCCAGGCCAAGCGGUGCCGAUAACAGCAACGUGUCCCCUUCAGUUGGUGCUGCGGGUGUCAGCAAACCACCUGGAGGAAUUGGAGGAGGCAUAAGUGGGACUGGUUUCAACUUAUCACACUUCCUUGGACAAACUGAUGGUGCAGCACUGCGUUUUCCACCCUGGAAGGUUUCAGAUUCACUACCAGAGCAACGCCUAAACACGGGGAUCCCACUGUCACUAACGUCAGGCACCAUAUCCACCACAGACGCCUCAGGAUCUAGCAUCGGAGGCAGUAAGCGCAUGCUGUCCCCCGCCAGCUCUCUGGAGCUCUUUAUCGAGACCAAGCAGCAGAAAAGAGUGAAGGAGGAGAGGAUGUAUGGACAGAUUGUUAAGGAGAUGAGUGCAGUGGAGUUAAGUGGAACUGGAAGCAGCAGCAAGCCUGAGAAGGGGCAGAGCAGAGGUCAGCGAGCUCGUCUGAAGAGCGAAGACUCCAAUGAUGAGUCUGAAAGGAUGUCUUCUUCUCCUCCAUUUGGUGACUUCCCUGUUGCCACUAAGAUUGCCAUUCCCGUCCGUUCCUCUGCUCCGCACCUCCCCGAUGUUCCCCGGGCAGAGAGCUUCACUCCUCCUCUCCAGAUUGUCACAGAUCGUUCCCCAGUUUCAGGUGGUCGGGACUCCCCAGAGGAGCUCGAUGUUGACGACUCAGUCCCAGAGCCCAGCUCCAGCCCACAGUCCAUGGUGUCCUCCAAUGACACAGAGGACACUGACAACACAAAUCAGCCUACACCCAGUAAAAUCCCUGUCAGCAUGCUGGUACAGCUAGCUGCCAACCAAAGCGCAGGAUUAUCCGGAGCAGUGGGCCAGACUCUGCUACUCACGGAUGUGGCUGACGUCCAGCAGUUUUUCCAAUUCCCAAGCCUGCGCACUAUGAGUAGAGUCAGCUGGUGUUUCUUGAACUACACCAAACCCAACAGCACCCAAACUGCCUCGCACAGCUCUGUCUACAACUCAUGGUGUGUUAGCUCAUACAACCCCAAUCCGCUGAACCUCAGCACCAAGGCUGCACUGGCCCUGCUGAGGUCCAAACAGAGGAGAAACACUGAUAGGAUGUACUCAACUGCUGCCAUGUCGCCACCCAGCUCUGGGAAGCUGGUGUCAUCUGUGGCCUGGAAGCUGAGGUUUGAUCAGUUGAAACCAGAGCUGAUGCCAGUCGAUGUCAGUAAUUUCGGGAGGAAGAUGAAGGGAGUGGUGUCAUGGGACCGUUCGAAGGAAGAGCAGGUAGAGAAGGAGGUCUCGGUCAAACAGCCCGCCGCUGAACCGACCCGCAUCAAGAUCUUCGAAGGCGGGUACAAAUCCAAUGAGGACUAUGUUUAUGUCCGUGGUCGGGGUCGAGGAAAAUACAUCUGCGAGGAAUGUGGCAUCCGCUGUAAGAAACCGAGUAUGCUAAAGAAACACAUCCGAACGCACACCGACGUCCGGCCGUACGUCUGCAAGUUCUGCAACUUCGCCUUCAAGACAAAAGGAAACCUGACGAAACACAUGAAGUCUAAGGCUCAUAUGAAAAAGUGUCUGGAGCUGGGAGUCUCCAUGUCUUCUGUUGAGGACACUGAGGCGGAAGAAGGAGAUGCCGGCGAGGAAGGCCAGAGGUCGGAAAAGAUGUCCCGAGGCGCCAUGGCGGAGCACCAGUUCUCAGACGCUGAUGACUCAGAUGGCGGCGAGGAAGAUGGCGAUGAGGUGGAUGAUGACGAUGACGAAGAGGAUGACUAUGAUGGCGACUCCACUCCUAAGACCCGUUCGCGCUCGACUAGCCCGCAGCCUUACUCCCUGCCCUCCAUGUCAAUCACAGCUGUGGCCUCCUCCCACCCCGCUCCUCACCUUUCUCACCACUCAGCGUCGGACCUCCUGGGCAACACCAACAAGCCUCCGCUGUUUGGCUACUUCACCACUGUGCCGAGCAUCCAGAUCACACCGCAGGCUCCGCCCAGCGACCACAGCCAGACAGAGUACCACAGAGGCCUGCAGAGGGCGCUAGGCAGCAGGCUGCUGGCUCCACCCUCCUCCUCCAUAGAUGAAGACCUCCCCGUCCCCUCCCCAGAUCUCUCCUCACCCUCCUCCCGCCUGUCCUCACCCGGGCUGGACCACUCCGGCUGCUCGUCGCCCAUCUCCCCAUCCUCCUCACCUUCAGCCCGUCGAUACCUCUCCCCACGUCGCGACCUCUCGCCCCGUGCAGGACACCUCUCACCCCGGCGGGACAUCUCUCCUCUGCGUCACAUCUCCCCCAAGAGGGACCUGGGGGCAGCAGGAGGUUACAGGCGAGAUCUCUCCCCCAGGAGGGGACACUUCUCGCUGCUCUCCCCUCUCUCGCGGCCCACUUCUCCCGGAGGAAGAGACUACAAGCGUGAUCUUUCACCAAGAGGCCGCCACAGGGCGAUGAUCCGGCCUGUUUCUCCUCGCCGAGGGCUCCACCAACACCUCCACCACCAAAGCCAGCAGAGUGGAUUGCGAGGCAUCAGGCCAGGUCACCAGGCCGGGGUGCUGGGUCAGGCAGAGCUCGGCCCUCUUGGACGUCGCAGAACCAGCGCAGAGAUGGAGACGGAUCAUUGCCUGGGCUCGCCAGGGGAACGGGACCAGGGCAGUAGUCGCGGUAACCAGUCCAGCCCACCUCACCAAGUCCUGUUCAGCCACCUUCCUCUCCACUCUCAGCUCCAGGUGCGUUCGCCGUUCCCAAUGAUCCCCAUUGGUGGGAUCCAGAUGGUACACUCCGUCCCCACGUCCGUCACCGCCCCUCUAGGCCAGCAGGGGGCGCAGCAAGUUGCAUCCCGCUUUGUGCUGCAGAAAAGCACAUCAGAGGACUCCAACACCAGCGAGGCCACCUCCCCUCAUUUCACCUCCUUCACCGAGAAGGGAGUACGAGGAGGCGAGAGACUGAGGCAGUCGACUUCACCUCACCCCUCAUCGCAGGAGAGGGAAGGAGGAGGAGGGAGGCAGGAGCAGGAGGAGAGCAUCCAGACCUGCACCAAGGCCAUCGCCUCGCUCUGCAUUGACUCGGAGGAGCUCGCCGAGAGAGGAGGAGGAGGAGUCAGAGGGGAUAGAGGGAAAGAUGGAGCCAGAGCUUCUUCUUCCUCCUCUCCCUCUCCUUCUACGUUGUCUCAUGACUCCCAACAGCGCUCGCCAUCCAUCUCCAUGUCGCCGCCAUCUCCUCACGCUUCACCAUCUACCCCACAAGGUCCCGGGAUUCAGCACUUUAGCGGCCAGGAGCUCAGGCCUCUGCACACGUCAAUCCCCGCCUCCCCCCACUCCUCUGCCCCCUCUCCCUCCCCUUCCUCCUCCUCCCCUCACCCUCCCAGCCCCGCAUCUGAAACCCUCCAACCUCCAACGGCGUCCAAACCUCUCAAGCUGGAGAGAGACAGGGAGGCAGAAAGCACAAAAAGAAGCAAAGACGUGUCGUAGGACUGCAGAAGAAGAAGAGG